AUGAUUCCCCCCGAUGAAUCUGCCACAAACGACAACAAUGUAAGAGCAGAAGUAUGUAAAGCCACCGUUGGCGUCGUCCGCCUACGAGAAGGAUAUGAAACUCUGACUUUAGCUCUGAAAUCAAACCCAUCACCCCUGGUGGAGCUGGACCUGAGAGGGAACGACCCUGGAGACUCAGGAGUGAAGCUCCUCACUGAUUUACAUAAUUUACUUAAUGUUAAAAAACGUCGUACCCUGAGGUUGUUGAAAAGUGAUGCUGCAGAGAAAGCCUGUGUUCAUCUGACUUCAGUUCUGGGUACAAACCCCUUACUCCUGACAGAGCUGGAUCUGAGUGGGAAGAAACAAGGAGAAUCAGGAGUGAAGCAGUUCUGUGCUCUACUGGAGGAUUCUCACUGCAAACUGAAGACACUUAAGCUUAAUGACAGCAGUAUAACAGAAGAAGGCUGUACUGCUCUGACUUCAGCUCUCAGAUCAAACCCCUCACACCUGACAGAGCUGAAUCUGAGUGGGAAUAAACUAGGAGACUCAGGAGUGAAGCAGAUUUCUGUUCUACUGGAGAAUCCACACUGUAAACUACAGACACUGCUGCUGGACAACUGUAAUCUAACACAGGCAAGCUGUUUAGCUCUUACCACAGUCCUCAGCUCCAAUUCCUGUAGUCUGAAAGAGCUAGACCUGACCAACAACAAGAUACAAGAUUCAGGAGUGAAGUUCCUUGCUGACCAACUGAAAAAUCAACAAUGCAAACUGGAGAUCCUGAGGCUUAAUGACAGUGGUAUAACAGACGAAGGCUGUGGUGCUCUGUCUUCAGCUCUCAAAUCAAACCCCUCACACCUGAAAGAGCUGAAUCUGAGUGGGAAUAAACUAGGAGACUCAGGAGUGAAGCACAUCUCUGUUCUACUGGAGAAUCCACCCUGUAAUCUACAGACACUGGGACUUUCAGACUGUAGUGUAACAGGAGAUGGAUACGCUGCUCUGACUUCAGCUCUUAAAUCAAACCCCUCACACCUGGUGGAGCUGGACCUGAGAGGGAACGACCCCGGAGACUCAGGAGUGAAGCUGCUCACUGAUUUACUUGAUGAUUCAUAUUGUAAACUGAACACACUGAGGUUGUUGAAGAGUGAUGCUGCAGAUAAAGGUUGUGCUUAUCUGACUUCAGUUCUGGGUAAAACCCCAUUACUCCUGACAGAGCUGGAUCUGAGUGGGAAGAAACCAGGAGACUCAGGAGUGAAGCAGUUCUGUGCUCUACUGGGGGAUUCACACUGCAAACUGAAGACACUUAAGCUUAAUGACAGUGGUAUAACAGCAGAAGGCUGUGCUGCUCUGACUUCAGCUCUCAGAUCAAACCCCUCACACCUGAUAGAGCUGAAUCUGAGUGAAAAUAAGCUAGGAGUCUCAGGAGUCAAGCACAUCUCUACUCUCCUGGGGAAUACAGACUGUAAACUACAGACACUGCUGCUUAAUGACAGCAGUAUAACAGCAAAAGGCUGUGCUACUCUAACUUCAGCUCUGACAUCAAACCCCUCACACCUGAAAACGCUGAGUCUGAGUGGGAAUAAACUAGGAGACUCAGGAGUGAAGCACAUCUCUGAUCUACUGGGGAAUCCAGAGUGUAAACUAAAGAAACUACUACUUUCUGACUGUGGUAUAACAGGAGAUGGAUACGCAACUCUGACUUCAGCUCUCAAAUCAAAGCACUCACACCUGGUGAAGCUGGACCUGAGAGGGAACGACCCUGGAGACUCAGGAGUGAAGCUGCUCACUGAUUUACAUAAUUUAAUUCAUGUUAAAAAACUUAAAACCCUGAGGUUGUUGAAGAGUGAUGCUGCAGAGAAAGCCUGUGUUCAUCUGACUUCAGUUCUGGGAAAAAACCCCUUACUCCUGACAGAGCUGGAUCUGAGUGGGAAGAAACCAGGAGACUCAGGAGUGAAGCAGUUACCUGCUCUACUGGAGGAUUCACACUGCACACUGAAGAAACUUAAGUGA
This is a messenger RNA of Clupea harengus (Atlantic herring), 1986 nucleotides long. RefSeq names its product ribonuclease inhibitor-like. The record is from RefSeq and is a predicted model, not a curated record. The coding region runs from base 1 to 1986 and encodes 661 amino acids. Lineage: Eukaryota; Metazoa; Chordata; Actinopteri; Clupeiformes; Clupeidae. The transcript is spliced from 12 exons.